Molecule: messenger RNA, 939 nt
Organism: Arabis nemorensis
Lineage: Eukaryota; Viridiplantae; Streptophyta; Magnoliopsida; Brassicales; Brassicaceae
Source: the annotation of a GenBank genome assembly
AUGGCGCAACAAGGGCAGGGAAGCAUGGAACCUGCCGUUCUCGAUGACAUCAUUCGACGUUUGUUGGAUUACAGAAACCCUAAGCCUGGUACGAAGCAGGUUAUGCUCAACGAGUCUGAGAUCCGACAGCUUUGCAUCGUGUCUAAAGAGAUUUUCCUUCAACAGCCUAAUCUCCUAGAGCUCGAAGCUCCUAUCAAGAUCUGCGGUGAUAUUCAUGGACAGUACUCUGAUCUAUUGAGGCUAUUUGAGUAUGGAGGCUUUCCUCCUACAGCUAACUAUUUAUUCUUAGGUGAUUACGUUGAUCGUGGGAAGCAGAGUUUGGAGACUAUUUGUCUUUUGCUUGCUUACAAAAUCAAAUACCCCGAGAACUUUUUUCUUCUAAGAGGAAACCACGAAUGCGCUUCCAUUAACAGAAUCUACGGAUUCUAUGAUGAAUGUAAACGUCGAUUCAGUGUGAGGCUCUGGAAAGUGUUUACAGAUUCUUUUAACUGUCUUCCCGUAGCUGCUGUUAUAGACGAUAAGAUAUUAUGUAUGCACGGUGGUCUUUCUCCCGAUCUGACCAAUGUGGAACAGAUUAAGAACAUUAAGCGACCCACCGAUGUUCCAGACUCUGGUUUGCUCUGUGAUCUGCUUUGGUCUGAUCCAAGCAAAGACGUCAAAGGUUGGGGCAUGAAUGACCGUGGAGUCUCUUACACGUUUGGGCCUGACAAAGUCGCAGAAUUUCUUAUAAAGAACGAUAUGGAUCUCAUCUGUCGUGCCCACCAGGUUGUAGAGGAUGGGUAUGAGUUCUUCGCCGAUAGACAGCUUGUAACUAUAUUCUCUGCUCCCAACUACUGUGGCGAAUUCGACAAUGCUGGUGCAAUGAUGAGUGUUGACGAGAGUUUAAUGUGCUCUUUCCAAAUUCUUAAGCCUGCGGAUCGAAGGCCCCGGUUCUUAUAA